AUGAAGAAUGUGAUCGCUUCAAUUCAUGUGAAGUCAGAGGCAACUCCAGUCUUCUGUAAGGCUAGGACUGUGCCAUAUCUGAUGAAGCCCAAGAUUGAUCAGGAACUAGACCGCCUAAUCGAGGCAAAUAUCAUUCAGCCGGUGGUUUCUGCUGAGUGGGCAGCACCCAUUGUGCCUAUAUUGAAACCGGAUAACACGAUCGCUACCCACUUCCGACACCUGAAGAUCUCUGCUACGCUGUCGGGAGGUGUGCUGUUCACCAAGCUGGACAUGGCACAUGCUUACCAACAAAUUGAGCUUGAUGAGAGGAGUAAGCAGUAUACUACCAUAAACACUCACAGAGGCUUAUUUGUCUACAGUCGACUCGCAUUUGGAAUCUCAUCAGCCCCAGCUAUUUUCCAGCGGGUGAUUGAGAAUCUGCUGGCAGGAAUCCCUCGCACUGCGGUAUACCUUGAUGACAUUCUCGUGUCUGGCGCUUCUAAGGAAAAACACCAGGCCAAUCUGGAGGAAGUUCUUCAACGGCUCGCUGAGACUGGCCUGCGGUUAAGGAAGAACAAGUGCUGUUUCGGCAUGACAUCCGUGCAGUACCUUGGUCAUCAAAUCAGCAAGGAUGGUCUGGCUACACUGGACAACAGGGUCAUCGCAAUUGUGGCCGCACCAAAGCCCAAAGAUGUGAAACAGGUCCGGGCUUUCCUGGCCUAUGGAGUAGGUGCGGUCCUGGCUCACGUGAUUGCGGGUGAUGAGCAUCCUGUCUGCUAUCACUCCAGGACUUUGCAACCAGCUGAAAAGAACUAUGCUCAGGUGGAGAAAGAAGCAUUGGCCAUGAUGAGAUGGGCACUCAUCCUACAAGGCUACGACUACGAGCUCGUCUACAGACCUGGCCCAUCCAUAGCGAAUGCAGAUGCGCUAAGUAGGCUUCCACUACCUCAGACUAUAGAGAUACCGGUACCACCAUCGGUAGUCAACCUGAUGCAGCACUUAGAAGGAUGUCCUGUGACAUGCACGAUGAUUCAGCAGGACACUAAAUUGGAUUCAGUCAUGGUGAAUCGAUAUAGGCCAGCAAAAGCACCACUACAUCCAUGGGAGUAUGCUGCGAAUCCGUGGAGCCGCAUACAUGUGGACUUUGCCGGUCCUUUCUUAGGACACAUGUUUCUCGUCAUCGCUGACUCGCAUACUAAGUGGCUGGAAGUCUUCAUGAUGCAGAAAAUAACCAGUCAGAAAACAGUGGAGAAGCUGCGAUUCUGCUUCGCCACGCAUAAGUUCAUCUCAGCUAAUGGCAUCUGUCAUACAUUCACUGCACCCUACCACCCAUCGUCGAAUGGCCUCACGGAGAGAGCUGUUCAGUCCUUCAAGGAAAAAAUGAAGCACAUGCAGACUGAUUCGCUUCAGACUCGACUCACACGUUGGCUCGCGAACUUGUCUCACACCGCAUUCAACCACUGGUCGCUCUCCAGCAGAGCUGCUGCUUCGACGUCGACCCAAGUCUAG
Molecule: messenger RNA, 1488 nt
Organism: Priapulus caudatus
Lineage: Eukaryota; Metazoa; Priapulida; Priapulimorpha; Priapulimorphida; Priapulidae
Exons: 5
Coding region: 1-1488 (495 amino acids)
Molecular function (GO): nucleic acid binding
Source: RefSeq, a predicted model, not a curated record